Molecule: messenger RNA, 2252 nt
Organism: Fimicolochytrium jonesii
Lineage: Eukaryota; Fungi; Chytridiomycota; Chytridiomycetes; Spizellomycetales; Powellomycetaceae
Exons: 4
Coding region: 224-2119 (631 amino acids)
Biological process (GO): nucleobase-containing compound metabolic process
Molecular function (GO): 3'-5' exonuclease activity; nucleic acid binding
Source: RefSeq, a predicted model, not a curated record
GUCGCUUCUGCCCAAGAUCAUAUCACCAGUGCAACUCUGCAUACGGGUUCUUCCAAAAGCCUCGCAAUCUCCCCUUUUCGUAGACCCCUUUUGCAGGCCUGAUUGCCCGUCUGUUUCGCUGCUCUCACCGCGGGAAGCAGGAACUUGAACACUUACGCAACUUCAGCAACGCUUCCGUUCCACCAACUUUCAACACCGGCGAUACCAAUCGCUUGCGGCCGUAAUGUCUUGCUGCCGCUCGCUGGGUGCCCGCUUUUAUAUUAGCCGACAAUUGCAACGCAAGCCAUAUUGCCUGUCGGGUGCUGUUCGCGCGAUGUCGGACAAGCCCGCUAAGCGACGAACUCUGCCAUGGGAUGCAUCCAAGAAUGCCUCCAAGACAAAGUCCAAAGCUCCGGAGACCCGUACAAAGCAGCCCACUGAGGGUAAGCGCAAACGGGCAGCGACCUCAGCCACUCGCGAGUCUCCCGCUCCUCCCGAACCUCCCAGCUUCUCCUACCACAACGAAAACUAUCAAGUGACCUAUGUUAGGCACAUCAAAGAUGUAGAGAAAGCUCUUGCCCUUUGUAGAGGCGACGUCGUCGGGUUCGAUAUGGAAUGGAAGGUCACCUUCGUUAAAGGACAGCCUCCGCGACCAACAGCGCUGAUUCAGAUCUGCAAUGACCGCCACAUAUGCUUAUUUCAUAUUACGCAUAUGGGCAGCCUGCCGGUCGCUCUCAAGAACUUCUUGGAAGACCGCACCGUGAUCAAGACUGGGGUCAACAUAAUGGGAGAUGCACGUAAGCUCAAUAAGGAUUAUGGGGUGGAAAUGGAGGGAUGUCUAGACAUCGGGAAGUUUGGUGGACAAGCAUUGUUGGGAACAGAAAGGAUGAUGAGUCUGAGAAAUCUCGUCACGGACUUGUUCGGCGUGACUCUCGACAAGUCCAACGACGGUCCGCGGAAGGGUGACUGGGAAGCCAACACAUUCACCGAAGACCAGAUCUUUUACGCUGCCAACGACGUUUACGCGCACUACAAAUGCUACAACGCGCUCAUUGCCAAAAUCACCCCGCCAGCAAUGACCGCUGAUGCCCUUAUGGAGCUGCCACGUUUACCCGUUCCGAUUGUAAGCUUUGCCGAAGAUCAUGCCAUUAGGAUUGCGAAGAUAGAAGAAGAAAGGAUGAGAGCUCUGAAAGUCGACUCUGCAAAGACGAAGGAGAACAACCAGUUUUUUGCGGAUAGCGACGGAGAUAUUGAUGGCACUUCGGGUCGGGAGAAUGAAAAAGAUGUGGAGAAUAAGGAUGGCGAGGAAAGCGAUGGUGGGGCUGGCGAACAGCAGAAAAGCUUCGGUGGGAAGGCGAAGAGAGGAAAACGAUCCUCUACGACACAGUCAACCUCAAUGGUGGAACCCCGAGGAGACCAGUCGCAAAUGGCUGUGUCAACGAGCACCACCGUAAAGAUUUCCCCCGUCAGAGCUAGGCAAUCCCAAGGGCUCUAUCCACAGGUCUCGUGUGAGAGUGUGGACGCGAAAAUGGCCGCCGCGGUUCGAAUGUUUUCCCUCCGUGCCACAAGCCAGUCGCAACAAACUCCAGGGUGGCACCAUCUUUUGCCGCACGGCGUAUCACCGGGAAUGAAGGGGAGCCCACAAGAUGAUGCUUUGAGUAAUCAGAAUGCACAAACAAUCGUUGGCCCGUCGGAAUACGACGCGGGCUCGCCAGCGCGCUUGUCACAACUGUCCUCGGAUGAGAAGCUACCGGCUGCACAGGCAGGGCCGGCAUCAUACCCCGAUCCAACCGAGCAUAAACCUCGGGAGAAGGCCGUGAAGUCGUCGGUUGCUUCUACCAGGAAGCGCAGAUCCGUAGAAUCGCCGUCGCCAGCGUCACGAUUGUCCUUGCCUUCAGAUGAUAUACUCCUCGCUGUAGAGCCGGCAUUAUACCCCGAUCCGACCGAGCACGAACCUUUGGAGAAGGCCGUGGAGUCGCCUGCUCCUACUAGGAAACGCAGAUCCCCAGAAUCGCCAUCGCCAUCGUCACGAUUGUCCUUGCCUUCAGAUGAUACUCCUCGCUGCAGAGCCGGGAUUAUACCCCGAUCCGACCGAGCACGAACCUCUGGAGAAGGCCGUGGAGUCGCCUGCUCCUACUAGAAAGCGCAGAUCCCCAACCUCUCGGCCAGGUAUACAGCAUGCGAAUGUAGCUGAUUCACUUGAUCCCUCGCCAAUGAAAGCGCCCACAGCGGAAGGCGGAAUGACUCGACCGUUGCUAUCAGAUAUAAACCAG